Molecule: messenger RNA, 465 nt
Organism: Adineta steineri
Lineage: Eukaryota; Metazoa; Rotifera; Eurotatoria; Adinetida; Adinetidae
Source: the annotation of a GenBank genome assembly
AUGACCGAUAAUGGUGCAUUGACUAAACGUAUUGUUAAAGAAAGUGCUCGUUUACUACAAGAACCAGUACCAGGUAUCAGUGCAAUAGUUGAUGAACAGAAUCCACGAUAUUUUAAAGUAAUCAUUGAUGGACCAGGCGAGAGUCCUUAUGAAGGUGGUAGAUUUAAGGUAGAAUUAUUUCUUCCUGAUGAAUAUCCAAUGGCACCACCUAAAGUUCGUUUUAUGACAAAACUUUAUCAUCCAAAUAUUGAUAAAUUAGGCCGUAUAUGUCUUGAUAUUCUUAAAGAGAAAUGGAGUCCUGCUCUUCAAAUACGUACUGUUCUCCUAUCAAUUCAAGCUUUAUUAAGUGCACCAAAUCCCGAUGAUUUUUUAGAUGCUGAUGUUGCUGAAAAAUGGAAAGCCGAUGAAAAAGGCGCUCAAGCUAUAGCUCGUGAAUGGACUCAACAAUAUGCUCAUGAUGUGUAG